Messenger RNA from Scylla paramamosain (green mud crab), 2972 nucleotides. RefSeq lists its product as uncharacterized. The record is from RefSeq and is a predicted model, not a curated record. NCBI's taxonomy places the organism in Eukaryota, Metazoa, Arthropoda, Malacostraca, Decapoda, Portunidae. The transcript is spliced from 11 exons. Bases 788 to 2314 code for a protein of 508 amino acids.
AUCUGUUCGCUCACAACCGCGCGCAACCCUCCCGCGGCCACACGCUUGCCCGCCCGCCUCUGUCCUGCAUUGCUCCUUCCUCUGCUGCUCACUGGUGGCGGGCCACUAACUGCCUGCUCGCGUGGCGUCUGGGAACCUUGACCCUCGCCCCUGUUGUUGUGCGUGACGGCAGAAAGAAAUCACGCGGCAAAACAGGAUUAUUUGUGUGCUUUUUUAGAUUUAUUUGCAAAGACAUCAAAACACUAAGCGAAAAAAUACAAAAAAAACAUCGAAGUGUCUGUGUUUGGAAGAUGUAGUUGUUUUCGAACGGUGCAGGAACUUUAGGUAUGGUUGACGUGGGUAGGCUGGUAUUGUGCGGCACGUGCGGGUGAUGUGACGUAAGCUGGUGCUGUGUGGUUCGUAAUGAAAAGCGGAUAACACAGUAAUUGGUGCAACACGUGCUGACGGGAGUAGCAAGUGCGCAUUACAGUGCCAAGCGAACUUAAGCUGUGGCGCUGACCUGCUUUCUUCCACACUUCCGCACCAUCGAGUGAGUCAACGAACGCGGCGAGGCUUGUGUAGCUUUGUCUCGGGACGCUGGUGCACUCACAGCGGGGAACACUCCUGCGUACCGCGGCGCCGCUGCUCCAGGGUGACGUCUGGGCCCCGAUGCACGACCACAGGGGCGGGAGAAGAGACUGACGUGGAGGUGCAGCGAGUGACCUAAAAUGCAGCCACCAGACCCUCGCCGCCCUGCUAAUGACCCCGGCAGGAGGAGGAGCACCGCGCCCCCUAAGGUUGUGCCCUUAUGACCACAGGGACGAGGAUGCCCAAGAGAUUCGUGCCUCAAUAUGACGUCAAGAUCCGCGGCGGCAGACUCAUUACGGAAUGGCGCUUCGGGGCUCAUCCAACUGUGCAUGCCGUUUCCCCGAGCGGCGUGCCCUUGGUGCUGCGACAAAAGCCACAGAAUGGACUGGGCGCCAGGAUGGGCGUUGGGGACCUCGUUGCUCCCCCCGGAGGUGGCAACAGGGACGAUGGUAGGAAUCCUGGGAACUUUUCCGUCCUGCCGCCCAUCAAGGACUCCGGGAAGAGAAUCGAGAGCUUCUCUCUUUCUGAACUUGACGACAUUUCCCUCAAGAAUGAGGUCCUAAGGAACAUGAAGGAGAUGUCUGACCGCGGACUGCAGGGGUUGCUGGCCAAUCUGAGGGCGCAGGACAGGGACAGAGACGGGGUCUUGUCUACAGAUAUAGUUAAAGGAACACUGAAAAAAUUUCAGCUGAAGCUCAGUGAGGAGGGCAUGAAAAACCUGUGCAAGAAAUUUGGCGAGGCGGGGAUCCACGUGACCAUGGUGCGUUACGAAGACAUGAUCAACUACCUGGCCAAAUCCAGGAUGGAGGCCCUUAGAGCUCCGCCGCCCAUGCCAGGCCAAAGGGUCGAAAAUUCAGGGGAGUCUGAGCCCAAGGCACAACCCAUGCCGCCUAAACAGCAACACCCCCGGAAGGUGAACUUGAGGAACAGGGUUCUUUUCAGCGAUAAGGACGAGGCCAAGCUGAUCGCCGACAUGGACCGUCAGCUGUCCGGGAAGCCGGUGAACAUGGCUGAUCUGCGCAGGACCAUGUAUGACUUGGACCGUGAUCGCAACGACUUCCUCAGCGGGCAGCAAGUAGAGGUUGCUUUCUCUAAAUGCGGGGUGUACCUGACGCCAGACGUGCGGGCCCGCCUGCUGCUGGCCACGGACCGCACGGGCGCAGGCAUGUACAAGAUCGAGACGUUGAUGGACUACCUGACGCGGGUGAAGCCGGAGACGCACUACACAGUCGAGCUUGGCAACAGCCACAGGCCACGCCAGGCGAGGGUGGGUCGGCAUCCUAUAUACCAGAACCAGCUGAUGCUGAAUGCCCCCUGGGAACUAACGCAACAACAGGAAACCAACACUCAGGGGGAACUUCCUGACGAGGGUUUCAGCGAGGAGCAGCAGCAGCAGCAGCGACAACGAUUACAGCAACUACAGGAAAUACAGCCUCUCGCCCCACCCCCGCCAGAAGUGCCCGAGGAGACGGAGCUUCCCUUCGACGUGCAAAAAUGGAGCAGCGAUUACCAAUACCUGGCUCAAGCUGUCUACCAGGCCGACCACGACCAGUCAGGUUAUAUGCCAGCAGAAGAGGUGCAGCACAUCUCCUCCACCUACAAUCUGGUGUACAACCUUCAAAUAUCAGAACAGACGUUGCUCACUGCCCUCAACACUGCCACUGAUGUGAACUAUGGCGAGGUCAAUUUGGAGUAUUUCAUUGCCUCUCUUCAGGACCUGCACUUCCGAGAGAGUGGCGCCUGCUGACCUGAAUCAACACAACAGCAUCUUGUCCAGUCACUGUGUGGCUUUAUUGAUCUGUUCUUAUUGUUACUCAUUUAUUUUCUUUGAAUUUUUAAGUUUCUGUUGGAAGCAUUUUUUUUUUUAGCUGGCAACACACAAACAAAACGGGCAAACGAACAGACUUACCAGAAUAUACUGUAUAUCCAAUUAUACUUAUUUUGUGUAGAUCAUACUAUAUUUUAUCAGGCAUUAAUUGCUAUGCUAAUUGUAACGAGGAUGCUUCACAGAUCAUUAACAAGUGGAUAUUCUUAUUCUCUGAUGUAAUGGUAUUCAUCAAGCAAUUGUAGCAUUACUUUCCCAACCAUUAAGUAAUAGUAAUUAUUUCAUGCAUUUUGUUGCAUGCCAUAAAGUGCGAGGGACCAAUGUAAAUGUCGCCUUAAUAACUACUUAGUGUGUACAUGUUGUGUACAAUUAUGCAGUUCCAUGUUGUUUGGGGAUGAAAUCAACACUUAACUGUUUUAAUUCAAUAUUUGUUUCAAUGCAUUAUAAUCGCAGGUAAGGGUAAAUCCUUUCUGUUGUCAAAUCAAGCUAACUUUAAUUUCCAAGACAUUAAUGUAUAAUAGUUGUUGAUAUUACUUCAGAGGUGUAAACCUUUCAAAAAUUAAUAAAAAAUGUGUUUUGA